This is a messenger RNA of Papilio machaon (common yellow swallowtail), 5373 nucleotides long. RefSeq names its product ATP-dependent helicase brm (gene brm). Gene Ontology annotation, cellular component: nucleus. The transcript has 28 exons. The record is from RefSeq and is a predicted model, not a curated record. Gene Ontology annotation, molecular function: DNA binding; transcription factor binding; ATP binding. Gene Ontology annotation, biological process: positive regulation of transcription by RNA polymerase II. The coding region runs from base 208 to 5196 and encodes 1662 amino acids. NCBI's taxonomy places the organism in Eukaryota, Metazoa, Arthropoda, Insecta, Lepidoptera, Papilionidae.
UUACACAUUUUUUUCAGAAACUUCUAAAAUAACUGUUUAUCUUACAGUUUGUUGUAUUUUACUUACGUUUUUGACACUUCUCGGUAAUAGCAUUCCGCCAUAGAAUGCGAAAAAAUCCAACUAUUAGACAAAAGUGACAAUUUUAUGUAGCUAAUGUGAUUGUUAUUUAUGAUUUGAUAGUGUUUUAAGUUAUUGACAGUAUUCGAGAUGGCUAGUCCAUCGCCACAGAAUAGCCCAAUGCCGCCGCCGCAGGCACCCAGUCCAAUGGGACCGCCGACUCAAAGCCCUGCGCCGCCGCAGUCACCGCACAGUCCUUAUAAUCCUCAACAUAUCAAUGGACCACCCCCGUCGCAUGCUCCGUCUCCAGGGCAGCCGCAAUUAGCUAAUCAUAUGCCUACCAAUGCUCCACCACACACAAUUGCUUCGAGUGCAAACGGAGCUCCAAGUGUACCGCAACAACAUCCGAGCAUGUCUCCGGUCGGACACCAACUUCCACCGCACAUGGUUGGACCACACAUACCUGGACCACCUGGUCAUCCAGGGUCACAUCCACCUGGCCCUAAUGGUCAUUCAAGUAUUCCUUCACCUUCACAACAUGCUGCUAUUCCGGGACAGGGGCCAGGUUAUAUGCAACAUCAACUAGGCCAUAUGCCUCCUGGUCAGGGACCGCCGGCGAUAAGUAUGCCUGGAGGUCCACCUCCGCCAGGUAAUGGAUUGCAAGGUCCACCCGGCGUACCGCUACCACUGGGUGGGCCUCCGCCGCACGGCGUACAUCCUUCAGGGCUCCCACCGAUGCCGCCACAUCACGUGAUGCUGCAAUCUGGCGGACCUCACUCUGGAGGCUACGCCCACGCCCCUUCGCCGGGCUCCAGUGCGCCUGCCAACACGCCCCCUGUGUCGCAGCCUUCUUCCGGGACGCCAAUACAGCAUCCGCCUUCAGCGCAAACGCCCCCUCACGGUCAAGCACCACCGCCUUCUACGUCGUCCGCGAACGGCGCUCCGCCCUCAUCCUCCCCCAUGCAGGGCUCUCUCCCGGCUCCCGGGCCCGAUAACCUACAUGCUCUACAAAAAGCAAUCGACUCAAUGGAGGAAAAAGGUUUACAGGAAGAUCCACGCUACUCCCAACUCCUAGCCAUUCGUGCGCGAACAAAUCCGCAAGAUCCGAAUAAAGGCCUUUUUUCGAAUACUCAACUUAGCCAGUUAAAAGCGCAGAUCGCGGCGUACCGCAACCUGGCGCGAAACCAGCCGAUCACGCAGCAGAUCGCGCUGAUGGCGGCUGGCAAGCGCGCGGGCGAGGCACCGCCCGAGUGUCCCACACCGCCCGCGCAGCCGCCCUCGCCGUACGCGCAGGCGCAGCCACAGCCCGGCAAGGCGGCCGGCGGCGGCGGCGCCCCUCCCACACCGCUGCCCAUGACCGGCCAGAUGGCCCCGCCCACGCAGCCCACACCGCCCCUAGUUAAUCCGCCGGUAGGCGGAGCGCCCCCAGUGCGUGGCGCUGCCCCAGUGCGCCCACAAGGACCGGCGGCCCCCGGACAGCCUACACAGCAACAGCCCGGCGUUCCCACACCAGGUGCAAAGCAGAAUCGCAUCACCAGUAUUCCCAAACCAGUGGGCAUCGAUCCUAUUCAAAUUUUAAAUGAAAGGGAAAAUAGGAUCGCAGCCCGUAUCGCUCAUCGUAUCGACGUACUGUCCAACCUGCCCGCCAACAUGGCUGAUGACUUGCGACUGCAGGCUCAGAUCGAGUUGCGAGCUCUUCGCGUUCUCAACUUUCAAAAGCAAUUACGUGCUGAGAUCCUCAGCCAAGUCCGUCGCGACACUACGUUAGAGACGGCAGUGAACAUAAAGGCGUACAAGCGCACGAAGCGUCAGGGGCUGCGCGAGGCGCGCGCCACAGAGAAGCUGGAGAAGCAGCAGAAGCUCGAGGCGGAGAGGAAGCGCAGGCAGAAGCAUCAGGAGUUCCUGCAGACUGUGUUGCAACAUGCUAAGGACUUCAAGGAGUAUCACCGCAACAACGUCGCGAAGCUGGCUCGUAUGAAUAAGGCGAUAAUGAACUACCACGCCAACGCCGAGCGCGAGCAGAAGAAGGAGCAGGAGAGAAUUGAGAAGGAGCGUAUGAGACGCCUAAUGGCAGAGGAUGAAGAAGGAUAUCGUAAACUUAUCGAUCAAAAGAAAGACAAACGGCUGGCAUUCCUGCUGUCUCAGACGGACGAGUACAUCGCGAGCCUCACGGAGAUGGUCAAGCAACACAAGCAGGAGCAGCGCAAGAAGCAGCAAGAAGAAGAAAGAAGGAAGAGGAAGUCGAGAAAGAAGAAGUUGCUGGAGGGCGGAGAGAUAGACGCGUUGGAUGACAGCUCGCAGACCUCAGAUACGCGCGUCAGUGUCGUCGACCCAAAGACCGGGGAGAUAUUGAAAGGUGAAGAAGCGCCAUUGCUUUCACAACUCAAGGAUUGGAUAGAUGCACACCCUGGCUGGGAGGUGAUGUCGGACUCCGAAGACUCUGGAGACGACAGCCAGGAUGAUGAAAAGAAAGGAAGGAAAGAUAAACAUAAGGACGAGAAGAGUGAUAAAGAGAAGACUGACGAAGAGAAAGCACGUGAUAUGAUAAAGAAGGCGAAGGUUGAGGAUGACGAGUAUAAGACAGAAGAACAAACAUAUUACAGCAUUGCUCAUACAGUUCAUGAAUCUGUAACAGAACAAGCCAGUAUAUUAGUCAACGGAAAAUUGAAGGAAUACCAGAUAAAGGGACUGGAAUGGCUAGUUUCUCUUUUCAAUAACAAUCUAAACGGUAUCCUGGCUGAUGAGAUGGGUCUCGGCAAGACUAUACAAACAAUCGCCUUGGUCACCUAUCUGAUGGAGAAAAAGAAAGUCAACGGUCCCUUCCUUAUUAUAGUACCACUCAGCACGCUGUCCAAUUGGGUGCUGGAGUUUGAGAAAUGGGCGCCGACGGUGACUGUGGUGUCAUACAAGGGCUCACCGCAAUCACGACGACUCGUACAGACACAGAUGCGAUCCACAAAAUUCAACGUACUCCUCACUACAUAUGAGUAUGUCAUUAAGGACAAGGCGGUGCUUGCUAAGGUGCAAUGGAAGUAUAUGAUAAUAGACGAGGGUCACCGCAUGAAGAACCACCACUGUAAGCUGACGCAGGUGCUGAACACACACUACAUCGCACCACACCGGCUGCUGCUCACCGGCACACCGCUGCAGAACAAGCUGCCAGAGCUCUGGGCGCUCCUCAACUUCCUGCUGCCUUCCAUAUUUAAGAGCUGCUCAACAUUUGAGCAGUGGUUCAAUGCACCAUUUGCCACCACCGGUGAAAAAGUGGAAUUGAACGAAGAAGAAACAAUUUUGAUUAUCCGUCGUCUGCACAAAGUGUUGCGUCCAUUCUUGUUGCGACGUCUGAAAAAGGAGGUGGAGAGCCAGCUGCCCGACAAGGUGGAAUAUAUUAUCAAGUGUGAAAUGAGUGCACUGCAACGGGUAUUAUACAAACACAUGCAGUCAAAGGGUGUGCUGCUGACUGACGGGUCAGAGAAGGGCAACAAGGGUAAAGGCGGGGCGAAGGCGCUGAUGAACACGAUCGUGCAGCUGCGCAAGUUGUGUAAUCACCCCUUCAUGUUCCCCCACAUCGAGGAGAAGUUCUGUGACCACCUCGGUACUGGCAGCUCUGUGCUCACCGGGCCUGACUUGUACCGGGUGUCGGGCAAGUUUGAGCUGCUGGACCGUAUUCUGCCGAAACUGAAGAGGACGGGGCAUCGAGUGCUGGUAUUCUGUCAGAUGACGCAGUGCAUGACCAUCAUUGAGGACUUCCUCUCGUGGAGAGGCUUCCAGUACUUGAGAUUGGACGGUAUGACAAAGGCGGAGGAUCGCGGCGAGCUGCUGAAGAAGUUCAACGACGCCAACUCUGAAUACUUCAUCUUCCUGCUGUCGACGCGAGCUGGAGGCCUCGGUCUCAACCUGCAGAGUGCGGACACCGUCAUCAUAUUCGACUCCGACUGGAAUCCACAUCAGGAUCUCCAAGCGCAAGAUCGUGCACAUCGUAUUGGUCAACGUAACGAAGUACGCGUGCUGCGGCUCAUGAUUGUUAACUCUGUGGAAGAGAGAAUCCUCGCAGCAGCCAGAUACAAAUUGAACAUGGACGAGAAGGUGAUCCAAGCGGGAAUGUUCGACCAGAAGUCGACAGGCUCUGAGAGGCAGCAGUUCCUGCAGAGCAUCCUGCAUCAGGACGGUGACGAUGAAGAGGAGGAAAACGAAGUGCCAGACGAUGAUCUGAUAAACGAGAUGAUAGCGCGGUCGGAAGAGGAGCUGGAGAUCUUCAAGCAGAUCGACAUCGAGCGCAAGAAGACAGAGUCACAGUCGCGCCUCAUCGAGGAGUCCGAGUUGCCCGACUGGCUCGUCAAGGAGGACGAUGAGGUCGUUUGUAACAAGGGUCAAGGGUGGAACUACUUGGAUGAGGACGAGACCCUGGGGCGCGGAUCUCGGCAACGUAAAGAAGUCGACUACACGGAUUCUCUGACAGAGAAGGAGUGGCUUAAGGCCAUUGACGAGGAGUUCGAAGAGGAGGAGGAGGAGGACGAUGAUGAUGAAGUACUGGACAAGAGACGCAAGAAAGGCCGCAAGCGACGACGUCAAGACGAUUCUGAUGAAGAGGAAGCGCCAUGUUCAUCGAAGAAAAAGAGUAAAACAGAAAUUAAUCAAACUAAGAAGCGUCUCAAGAGCAUUAUGAAGAAAGUCAUUGAUUUCACUGAUGACGCCGGUCGAGUACUGUCGGAGCCAUUCAUGAAACUUCCUUCGCGACGAGAACUACCAGACUAUUACGACGUUAUAAAGAAACCCUUGGACAUCAAGAAGAUAAUGAACAGAAUUGAAGAUGGCAAGUACUCUGACAUAACUGACUUGGAGCGUGAUUUCUUCACUCUAUGUGCUAACGCCCAAACGUACAACGAGGAGGCGUCCCUCAUCUACGAGGACUCGGUGCGCCUCCGCAACGUGUUCAUUGAGUUCCGCCGCCGGUACGACGCCGCACAGAACUCAGACGACUCGGAUGACAAUGAUAAAGAUGAGGACGAUUCAGAUGGGGAAUCAAAUCGCUCAGUAAAAAUGAAAAUAAAACUGAAGGGUAAAAGCAAAAAUACACCGACAAGAAAACGCAAACAGCGCAAGUAUAUCUCCGAUGACGAGGAUUAUGAAGAGGAUUAGUUUAUUAUAUUUAGUUUUAAUGACUUUGCAUAUAAGCUGACAUAUAUUGGAAUUUUAAAUGACUUUGAAUCUUUAUUAUGUAAGUUAUUCUUUUUAUUAAUAGUAAAAUGUACUAAAAGUAUUUGUGAUUUGCAUGUUUAUCAAGAACUUCUUAAUUUAAAACGUGACAUGAAAGAU